Messenger RNA from Megachile rotundata (alfalfa leafcutting bee), 9683 nucleotides. RefSeq lists its product as uncharacterized. Gene Ontology annotation, molecular function: protein binding. Lineage: Eukaryota; Metazoa; Arthropoda; Insecta; Hymenoptera; Megachilidae. The record is from RefSeq and is a predicted model, not a curated record. Gene Ontology annotation, cellular component: cytoplasm; dendritic spine; plasma membrane. Gene Ontology annotation, biological process: chemical synaptic transmission.
AUUAAUUAAAUUUUCCGUAACCUCACAAUUGAAAACAAUACCGCCACUGACGUCGGUUAACCUAAGAAUUUUUUAUCUUCUUAAAAAUUAGUUAAGCAACUAUGAUAAUCUAGGUUUCAUUUUGUACAGCGAUGUCCUAAAACGGUAUAGUACGUGGAGAUAAAACGUGAUGCGAUAUAACGAAAGUCUACCGGAGAUGUUUUCAAUGUAAUAUCGAUUUUUGCCUCGGGCCCCACAAACUUUAGCAACGGCUCUGGUUGAAAAUACAGUUGAAGUGUUGUGCUAAUUUUAGUAUGCAUGUAUUUCUAGUGUCGUGAUAAUGUUAUUAUUUAAUUUCAAAAUAGUAUAUAUGAUUAGUUUCACGGCGUUUAUUUACGGAUUUAAAAUAUGUAACAUCUUCAAAACUAACAUCUUGCAAGCGCGAGGCACGCAUAUCUGUGACAUCCUAUACCGUAAGCCUAAACUUACUAGAGGCGGGGGGAUUUGAAAUACUACAUCACGGAUGGACCAUAUUAUACAUACCAUAUCCACGAAAGUUUGGUCAUUAAAAGUUUUUGUGUGCAUCUAUAAUUUAUCGCAAAAAAAGCGAAACAGUAAAUGUAUUUCUCACUUGCACAUUUAUUAAAUCAUUUCAGUUUCUUUUUUUAUUUUGUAUAGCUGAAUAUUAACAUCUUAUUUAAACGUUUUUUCAGUCUAAUUAACUACAUUAUUAUAUCAUGAUAUAUCUUACCUUUUGUAUUAUACUUUUCAUUUAUUUAUUGUAAACAUUAUUAAAAUGUAGACAUAUAGUAAAAAGUAAUAAUUUAUAGCUGGCCAGAAAUGAAUAGCAAAAUGUAACAACAUGUUAUGGUUACAAUGAAAAUCUGGAAUUAAAGAGGUCGUAAGGAGAGAUCGAGCUGGAGAAGCAUAGAAAUACACGGUACACGAAUUAGAAUAAUGAAAUAUCCACAUAUUUUUCAAAUUAAUCAUAAAGGAAAGCAGGUACAAUAUAGUAACAAACUAUGCAACUAAGGCAGACUUAAAAUGUGCCGAUUGUAUCUACUGAUGCCAGUGACCUUCUAUUGAUUCCACGCUCAACGAAGCACGGGCCAAACCCUCGUCCUUUCUUUCACCCUAUACACACUUUCUCGUCUUUCAUCUUCUUUUCUUUAUGUUUCUUCUGUUACUGUCUUCAUAUUUUCCUCAAACCCGCAAUACUUUCAUCUUUUUGUCUUUGUUUCGAGUAAAACCAUUCUUAUUUUCUGUUCUGUUCACUUUUUGUUUUCCUUCGUUUCUUCUCCCAGGUUGUCUUUUGUUUUAUCAAUAUUCAUAUCCUAUUAUUUUCAUUAAUAUGACUGCAAUGUUCUACUUUUUUUUUUUUCUUUUUUCUGCAUAUUUCUUGCGUGUAUUUUGUGAUUAAAGUAUUCACUUGAUACAAGUAUUUUGUAUUUAUUAUAUUGUUAAUAAUGGACAAGCUGUUAAGAGAAAUGAAUGUGGAGUGGCGAUGACAAGCCUGAUCUUGGAAAACGCAGACUUGAACCGACUUUUCCCGAAAUGUCGGCCUAGGGGUGGCCCACCCCCGAGUCCGGGGGCCUCCACGCAGAUCAGUCAGCCGCAUGAGAGCCUCUGCCAGAAGGAGGCCGUCUCUGUUACCACCAACCUCACGAGUACACUUGCAACUACGUUCGCAAACACUCUCACGACCACCCUUGCAAUUGCUUCCAAGAACACACAUUCAACGCACUUUCACGCGAUACCGGGAGACAUGAUCGACUUAGAGCGUGAUAUCUCUGAUAGGACAGCGAGCAUGGUGUCUGGUUUCGCAGGUGAGAGUCAGCUAUCCGUUGGUGUCAGCGGUGGCAGUGGCAGCGUUGGUGGUCCACUUGGAACAUUUAGCUCACUUGGCACACUUAACACAAAACCACUUUCUUCAAGUUCCUCGUCUGCCUCUGGGCACAGUGAGGAUGCACAACAAUAUGGUAGUUUUCCAGGAAGUGAUCACCAGAGUCAUUCACAGCAGGAUGAUAGUGGCCCCGAGGAAAGCCCUGUAUACAUUUUAACUUCUGCUAAGGGUGACCGUAGUUAUAAACUAAUGGAUUCAAGAAUCAUAGAAAUUGCUGGUGGACGAGAAGUUUUUUCUCAAAGUCGGGGUAAGGUAGCAGCAAGAAAAUCACGCUUUCUUGCUGCAUCAAAUUCCUUGAAUAAUGAAGAUAUUCAGACAGAUAACAAGCUAUCUGUUAAAAGAAAUAAUAAAUCACCAAAUACUCAAACUAUAUGGGAAUUAAGAAGCCGAUGUGGUGAUACAAUAAAGCAGCGUUCAAAUAGAGAAGUAACUGAAACUGUAUUUUCUUCAGAAAUACAUUCAGUGCUGCAUAAUCCAACAAAAUCCAUUCAUGAUUAUGAUUCCCCUAAGAGCAAUCAUAGUAACCACAUUAUUAGUUAUGACUCAAUUUUGAAUAGCAAUAACGUAGAAUAUGGUGUAUCAAAAAAUACCACAGAUUUUGAUUAUGGAUUAUCAAAAAGUUGUAUAGAUUAUCAAUCGAAUCAUACAACACCAGCAAGAAGCAUGGCUAUUGUUAGUGAUGGUGAAGUUGUCGUCUUUGAUGACAUUGAUGAUAACUGGCAAAAUCUACGAUUAGAUUUAACUUCUAAUAAUACCAAUCAAGUUACAUCAACUAAUUUAAAUUUGGAAUCUGAAGAAUCUCAAAGAGGUCGUAUUCCUCCAGAACCUUUGAGUUCUAGUAUUGGAAGCACUCCCAGUCCUACAACGGCAUAUCAUCGUAAUACUUCAGAGUUUUUUAAGGUGAUUACGCCCGCUAGUGAUUGUGAAGUUGAUUCACCAUCUUCAGAACGUAAUCACAAAGUAGCAAGAGUAAUUGGUGAAUUACCAAUAGCGCAGUAUUCUGAAAGUCCAAGACGUUAUGGAGUGCGUGAUACUCAACUUCCUUGUCUUCUAUCAUCACCAUCUGUAUAUAUGACACCAAGACCUGGCUUUCCCCAGAGAGUAUUACCAACAACACCAAGUCAUAAUGAGAAGGAGGAUACUUCUGCAGAAAUUAUUGUAGAAAAGGCUGUGGUAGAAACAAAUAUGAACUAUUCUGAUGAUCAAACUGCAAAUGCCUCUUCUCCAAAAGUGGAGGACGAAGAAGAUGAUUCUUUAAAACCAUCAACUUUGCCCACUGACAACAUAAGUAACUUAGUAUCAUCUGGUGGUAGCACAUUUGACUAUUUAUAUGAAUUUUCUGAAACUCGAAAAGUACUUGAAGAAUUUUUUAAGUGUCCACCGCCAACAAAGGAAACAGAAAAUAGCACUGAAUCUUUCCCAUUUCAGGAUCUUGAUUAUGAAUUAAGAAGACAAGGGGGAAGCAGUUAUGUUGGCCAACGAUUAGCUAGUGGUCCACCAACAACGGAAGAAGUUUUGGUACAUGAAUCUCCUAAAAAACAAAGGACUGAAUUUCCACAAAAUACUGGUGAACACGAGAACAAUUUCUUAGACCUCUCAGUAGGCACUGGUAGUAGUGAGGAUCUCGGGGAAACGGAAGUCGGAUUACAAGUCGGACAUUCUCGUAAUUUUACGUUAAGUCCUGAAACGACUGAUUGCGAUAGUAACUGUGGAGAUCUCGAUAGUGAAGUUUCUUUAAUGAUGAUGGAUAAUGAAUUGAUACCGGCUAGCGGUCUACUUGGAUCUGUUGGUGACUUAGGAAAUAAUUCGGAUUCCUUAAGAAUAUAUACUAGCAUGCCGGUCCUUGAAGAUGGUUUAUCUAGCGGACACGCCAGUGAUACUGAUAAUAAUAAUCCUACUGUGAUGCUGAUGAAGCGACAAAUUAAUGAGAUCGAAAAGGAGAUUAUCCAAAGAAGUCGUGUUAACGACGCUGGUCACCCUACUGUUACAGAAAGAGAUUCAAUAGGAAAAGAUCUUUCUGGUUUAACAGUUAGCAAAGAUAUUUUGCAUUCAUUGAAAACAUCAUCUCCUGAUCUGUUUGUUCCUAAAAAAGAAAAUUCAUACGAUACAAAUGAACUACAACUUGACGGUUUAGAUCCUCUUGGUACGCCUCCACCACCCGCGCCACAAGCUAGACAAAGUGUUAAUCUAGAAAUAGGUGGUGAAGUUGAAGCUGCUAUUAAAGAUAUUAGGAUGGCUUUACAAAGGACGAAAACUUUACCUGUGAAGUCUUCUACAGAAGAACCCCCUGAACCUAAUGUUAGUCCCAUUUGGAUACCAAGUAUAUUGGAUGGCAGGCGGAGAAUUUGUGUAGAAAACAAUAGCGAGGAAUCGGAAGUUCGACGUACAGGCGAAGAAGCAGAUGUUGAAGUCGAGGAAGGUCCAGACGAGGAGGAGGCAGAUACUGAUCUCGAAACUGAUCGUUUACUUGGACAACAAAGAACAGAUGAUCAGGGUUUUUACGACGAUAAGGGGUGGAGGAAGCCUAAGACUAGGACAAUGUUACCACCGAUGAGUGGAAAACUGUCAACUCCUAAACAAACUCCCCCAAAAAGCCUGAGUGUUGCUCCGGUAGAAAGCCCGUUAGCACCCUCGGAACCUUUAGCUUCGACCUCUGCCUGUGUGUCCACUUCCGCUUCUGCCUCUAUUUCGCCUCCUCCAGUAGUCUCCGUUAUACAACCACCACCUUGCGAUCGUGACGUUACCACUCCCACGCAACCCUCGUCAAGUCCACAGAAGACUCCAGUUAAAAAUUCUCCCUCGUCCCCUCAGAGUCUCAAGGAAUCUGGCAGCAAGGUGAAAAAGGAAAAAGAAGAAAAGAAGAAGAGUAGAAACAAAGAAGCUCUUCUCGACGAUCCUUCAGUUUUAAUUGAGGGAGUCUUGUUCCGAGCCAGAUACCUUGGAUCUACUCAACUUGUGUGUGAAGGAGAGCCCACAAAGUCUACUCGCAUGUGCCAGGCAGAGGAAGCUGUGUCCAGGAUAAAGGCGUUGGCACCGGAUGGCGAAACGCAACCGAGUACGGAAGUUGAUCUGUUCAUUUCGACGGAAAAGAUCAUGGUCCUAAAUACUGAUCUGAAAGAGAUCAUGAUGGAUCACGCGUUAAGAACAAUAUCUUACAUAGCAGAUAUUGGUGAUGUAGUGGUGCUAAUGGCACGAAGACGAUUUGUACCCCACGAAAUGGAAGAGGCACCCAAAAUUAACAGAACACCUAAAAUGAUUUGUCACGUUUUCGAAAGUGAAGAAGCUCGAUUCAUUGCACAAAGUAUCGGACAAGCGUUUCAAGUAGCUUAUAUGGAGUUCCUCAAAGCAAAUGGCAUAGAAGAUCAUAGUUUUGUGAAAGAGAUGGAUUACCAGGAAGUGCUCAAUUCUCAAGAGAUAUUUGGAGACGAGCUACAAAUGUUUGCUAAAAAAGAAAUGCAAAAAGAGGUAGUGGUACCAAAAGCGAAAGGUGAAAUUCUGGGUGUAGUUAUCGUUGAAUCUGGAUGGGGCUCCAUGUUACCAACAGUUGUAAUCGCAAACCUAGCACCAGCUGGUGCAGCUGCUCGUUGUGGACAAUUAAACAUUGGUGAUCAAAUAAUAGCCAUCAAUGGUGUCUCGUUAGUUGGUUUGCCUCUCUCCACUUGUCAAACUUACAUCAAGAAUUCGAAAAAUCAAACAGUUGUCAAGUUAACUGUCGUUCCGUGUGCGCCAGUAGUCGAGGUCAAAAUUAAGAGACCCGACACUAAGUAUCAGUUAGGAUUUAGUGUACAGAACGGGGUAAUAUGUAGUCUAUUGAGAGGAGGAAUCGCCGAAAGAGGAGGUGUUCGAGUGGGUCACAGGAUCAUCGAGAUCAACAAUCAAAGUGUCGUCGCCGUGCCGCAUGAGAAGAUCGUCAAUCUUCUUGCCACAUCCGUCGGCGAAAUAUUAAUGAAGACAAUGCCCACAUCAAUGUUUAGGCUAUUAACUGGCCAGGAGUCUCCAGUGUACAUAUAAGCGUUUGGUUGCCUGGCUGAUAUGCGUAGUGAACAGACAAUACAUCCGCCAUCCACUACCAUAUAAUUUACUACUUUACUCUCUGUACAGAUUUAUUCUACGCAGAUUGCUUUGUGUUUCAAUUCUUAUGGAAUUCUAUUCGUAUACUCUCACCAGCUCCUGCUUAUCAAAGCAACAAAACUUACGUAAACAUGUUGCGACAAAUAUUAAUAUAUUAAAUAUUUACAUAAAGCAAAAGAUAUAUAUAUAUACAUAUAUAUAUAUAUAUACACAUAAUAUAUACAUAAACGUUUUAUUUAUGAGUGGGAUUCUCUAUGACUGUUUUCCCAUAAUUAACGAAGUGAUGGGUAUUGUCAUCUUUGCUGUAAUUUUGACUAAUAAUUAUAACGAAAAAAUUUUGGAUCAAUUUUUUUUCUAUUUUUUACUUUCUAUUUAUUUAUUUAUAUUUUCUUAUAAUGUGAUGAAAAAUUUUUUUAACGUUAUAGCAAAAUAACGUUAUUUGAAGUGUUGUAUUAAUAGGUUAUUGUUUACUCAAAAGUUAUUAAACCAUAAACAGAGACUUGUUAUUGAUUAUGUACAACUUGGUAUGUUAUAACUUUUGAAGUAAUAGUAAUAAUACAACACCUUUUGUGCCAUUGACAUUGUGCAUUUAUGUUAAAAAAAAUUUCUUUUUUAUUUCUGAUAAUAUGAUAUUUACUGCAGAAAUAAAGUGAUAAGUAAUAAAUAAUCUAAUAACGUUGUUUCUUUUUUUAAAUAAAUAAACAUAGUUGUUGGAGUUUAUACUUCGUGAAAUCAGCAUUGAGAAUCACAUUCCAUACGUGAUAAGAAAAGCAAAGUAUUCAGUGCACACGAUAAUAUUAGGUUGAUCGGAAUAUAGUGUUGGAUUCUUCAAGAAAAUGUCGGUUUACUGUUAUUAUAUGUCGUUUAUUCAUGAAACUAUUCAUUGUCCAUUGUUUGUACUUUCCUUUAAUCAGAAAAAAAAUUCUUAGGGUUUUUCCUAAAUCAAUUUCUUAAUACUUUACAUACUUCUCUUUCUCUUGUGAAGGUCUUGAAAUGAUAGAAAUAUAAUCUGAAUACAAUUCAUUCAAUUUCUGUCAUGUUCCUUGAUGUAUGAGAAUGAAUUUAUCACGCCAGAAAACAGUACCUUCCUCAUUCUGAUAUGCUGGAAGCAUGCCAUUUUUCAUUCACAUAUACUUUGUUCGAUAAAUUAAUAAUUUGGAAAUAAUAUUGUUAUCCAAAUUUUUCUCAACAAUUUCAUUACAAAUCUCACUUUGUGUAUGUGUGUAAUGGUUGAUCUACGUCUAGUUUUGAAAGUUCAUAUGUUGUUACAAAAGGGUCCAUUUAUAAUUCCAUGUGCAAAACAUUCUCAUUAACAACGCUACCUGUUUCAUUCUCCAGGUUAAAACUUCUUGAAGUACCUCUGAGCUGUUACUUUUAGAUGCAGCUUCAGAUCUGAAAAUUUCGCACAAAUUUUUAGUCUUAACAGUCUUGUUAUUAACUGUUUGAAAUUUAUAAAGUACACAGUGACAUAAGUGCUCUCUGUUUACUUUGGCUGAGGAUUGAAGGACAUUUUUAUUUAUUGUCCAUAAAAAGUUUCUUACAUGGGAAAAUAAUGAUGAAGGUCAAUUUAUAUUUUUCAUCAGGAAACCCGAUAGUAUUUUCCGAUCAACCUAAUACAUAGCACAAAAGCUCUUUACCAACGUUUAGAGCAGGGCUGGAACUCUCUAUACAUUACGUAGCUCACAGAGUAUGUUUUUACAAGGGCCUUCAUACAUUUUGUUGGCUUCGUAGAAUAUAACAUUGUUCAUUUGAUUUUUUUUAUCCACAAAUCGCAAUUUCUUUGUUCUUUAAUUUGCACUAAAAUUAAGAGCUACUAUCUAUUGCAUAAUAUUUUAAAUGUGCCGUCUCGUGAUAAAUAUCACGGUAGUUAUACGGAAGAGUACUCCGUAGUAUUUAUUCUAUUAAUAAUUUUGUUUUCUACUGUAAUUCCUUUUUUUUACAAUUACAAUGGAGUCUUGCUAUAUAGCCCUAGACGGGACUGUAGGAGCAGAAAAAAUUAUAGAAUGGGUCAUGUAAGCGAAACUCCUUCCAUGCACUGCUUGACUGUCAGUGCCCUGCCAUUAAUGAAAUAGCUCACGAAUUCUAAAUUUCACAAUUUGAGAAAUUUAGAAACGUGAAAAUAUAAAAAUUUCUAAAUUUGAAAAUUUUUAAAUUUGAAACAUUCUUAGUUUGUACAUUCAAAGAUUACCUAAAUUUGGAAAUCUAUAAAUUUCUCACUUUUCAGCCAUGUAGCGAGACUGUACUGUAUCCUUACCUACAGAGGCAUGCUUUUUGCUAUUAUUAGCAAUCAUUCUGAGCAGAUAAAGUUACUUAAUAACUCGCAUCAUUUAUAGUCAACAAAAUGCACAAUUAAGACUUUAAUAUUCCAUUAAAGUUUCUAACAAAAUUAUUGUCAAAAUUGCUAUUUUAACAAAUAUCAGUAUUGAACAAUUGUAUCUAUAAAAGGGUGCCUAUUUCCUUAAUAAGAAUCUAGAAUUUUGCUUACAUCGUAAUAAUUAAUUUACGAUACAAAAUUAAAUAUCUGAAAAUACAAAAUUAUUAUCUUUCAUUGAUUCUCAUAAAAUAGAAUAUGUUGACAAUUACUUGGAACGUUUGUUUAAAGAUUCAUCUUAGAUAUUUCAUUUCAUCAAUUGAUAUUAACAAAUACACACUGUGAAUAACUAUUGAAACAAGUCUAUAAUCUGUGAAGCAACAUCUAUGUGUAACAUACUGCGUAUAAAUGAACGCACUUAUUUUUAUUACUGGUGGACGAUAAUGUCUUAGAAUCGUCAAGCUGUAAGCGAAUUUUGUGGUGCAAUAUUGCUAAAUCAUUUUUUUAUUAUUACUAUAACCAAGCGAGAGCAAUCUCAUUAAACAAUUAUACCAACAUUUACAAUUGUCACCAUUAAAUAUGCUCUUCAUUAACUAUUUAGAAAAGUACUCUCUAUCUAUGAAAUAUAAAUCAAAUUAUAAAAAAAAAAAAUGAAAUAUUAAUCUCAACUUUAUGUAACAUUGUGACUGAGAAAUUAUUAAAAAUUUACAAAUGGUAACAAAAUAAUAUUAAACGUGGAGAGGAGUUCUCUUCUAUGUAAAUACCGCGCAUUAUAUUAAUUCUAAGUUUCAUCUAUUUUUUGCUGAAAAUUUUUCACUUUUCGCUUCAACUAUUGAAAAAUAUGCAAAUCUUAAUAUUUGUAAUGAAAGUUUGAUAAAAUUUCAAUGCCAAAGUACAUUAAGUGACAACUUGAGUAUGACAAUAUUCAGAAUCAUUUGAUUUUCAUAACUGUACAUCAUAACACGUAUAAUAAUUUUUCAUGUAUUUCGAAUUUCAGUUUCUUUAAUGUAAACUUUCAUAAAACAUCAAAGUUUGAUUGUGUGUUUUGAGAUAAUAAGGCAAUUCAGUAUUUAUUAAAGUGAACAGUGAAAUCUAAAAAAGACUUGUACUGUAUGCUUUUAUUCUUUAAGUUCUGUACUUCUCUCUCCUUUAUGUUUAUAUUGUUUCUAUUAAUUCUUUUAUUUUUAAUACUAUCAAGUCAUAUUAUUAUUUGUUAUGUUACUUUAUAUUACAGAGAUGUUGAACAAAUAAAAGAUAAAUUAUCUAUAGGUACUUCAAGGUUCAUGCAAUUUUAAUUUCAUUAAAAAAUAUCAAUUUUACUAUCUAUUAGUAGCAGUGUCUUCAUUUGGUAUGUCCUUAUUACAAAAGAUAUAUAAUGCGCAGUAUUUUAUAUAUUUCAGUAAAUGAAUUAUACAAUUA